Molecule: messenger RNA, 1945 nt
Organism: Fundulus heteroclitus (mummichog)
Lineage: Eukaryota; Metazoa; Chordata; Actinopteri; Cyprinodontiformes; Fundulidae
Gene: tspan18b
Product: tetraspanin 18b
Exons: 9
Coding region: 384-1160 (258 amino acids)
Cellular component (GO): membrane
Source: RefSeq, a predicted model, not a curated record
GCUCCUGGAUCAGCCGCUCAGCUUCCUUCCACUGAGUUCAACAAACUGUUUGCACAGCAGCCUCCCGUCAACACUGCCUGCUUUGCCCAAACUGUGCUCGCACAAGUCGGAGCGGUGGAUUUAGCAUUCGCUGGACGCCACUGGGGCAGGAUUCUUCUCCGGGGGACAUCCUCUCCGACCAGCCUUUAGUGUUCGGCGAGUAAGAGCAUCCAGCGCCUGGCUCCAGAUUGGCGCUUUGCUGAGGUUUUCUAAGGAGAGGCUGCUCCUCGCAGAUAGACGCGUCGGCUGCGCCGUGAGCCCAUGAAAACGGGAGCUGGGGAGCAAAAGCAGGACCAGUCAUCAUCAGUUUCUCCUGAACAAAGACGGCCAACAAAGAGAUCCGCAUGGGGCAGGGAGAGGCUUCAGCUCGGGGGACAACCAUGGAGGGGGACUGUCUCAGCUGCAUCAAGUACCUCAUGUUUGUCUUCAAUUUUCUCAUCUUUCUGGGGGGCUCAUUCCUCCUGGGUGUGGGGGUGUGGGUGCUGGUGGACCCCACAGGGUUCAGGGAAAUCGUAGCAGCCAACCCUUUGCUGUUCACUGGUGUCUACAUCAUUCUGGGCAUGGGAGGCAUGCUCUUCCUCCUGGGCUUCCUGGGCUGCUGUGGAGCCAUCCGUGAGAACAAGUGUCUGCUCCUCUUCUUCUUCAUGCUCAUCCUGCUCAUCUUCCUAGCAGAGCUGGCUGCUGCCAUCCUUGCCUUCAUAUUCCGAGAGCACCUGACCAGAGAGUACUUCACCAAGGAGCUGAAGAGCCAUUAUCACGGCUACAACAAAAGCGACGUCUUCACCUCCACAUGGAACGCCAUCAUGACCACAUUUGACUGCUGUGGAGUGAACAGCCCGGAGGAUUUUAAGGACAGCCUUUUCAGGCUAAGCAACCAGAAUCACAUGGUGCCAGAAGCCUGCUGCCUGCGCAGCCUUGAAAACGGCAAGAGGAUCUAUAGCAGCCAGGAGCAGUGCUUAUCCGGCAAUAUGAUGUUCCGCAAUAACAAGGGCUGUUACUCUGCUGUGGUCGACUACUUUGAACUGUACAUCUACGUUGCUGGAGCCCUGGCUAUCGUGGUGCUAACCAUUGAGCUUUUUGCCAUGGUCUUUGCGAUGUGUCUCUUCCGGGGAAUCCAGUAAAAAAGUGCUUCAUUUGCAAACUUCUUUUUUUCUUGAACAAAAAAAGGGAAUUCAGGAGAAAAGAACAAAGCGGACUUUUGUAAAUGUGUGGAUCUCCUUUUUCUUUAUUUUGUCUAAUUGGUAAAAAGAAAAAGAAAAAUAAAGGCAAACUCUUGUACUUCACAGCUGGACUUUUGAGGUACUGGGUGGCAAAAAGAAAACCAGGCGCAGAAAACCACUUAGAAAGUUUGAAAUAAAGGAUUUAAAAUUUGAUUUUGUGAGUAACGUGGAAGCAGUAAUUUGUGGACCAGGUCUGGCACAGACUGGGUGUAAAAGCAGGCCGAGGAGGGAGACCAGGUGAAGCCUGAGCGGAAGGCACUGCACUGACUUUUGGAUGAAGAAUAUUUAUAUAGAGUUGCGUUGGCUUAACUGUAAAAACGUGUUUCAUGUGCACUCUGAAUUGUAACCUGUCCCCUCUUUCUUACUGUAUACUGUAAGUAACCUCCUUCCUCCACAUGCCCCUUUUUUACUGCCACAUUUUAAAUGCUGUAUCAUGUAGGCUCGUUCUUAUAUCAUUGCGUGUGUGUGUGUGUGUGUGCGAUUGUGUGUGUGUGUGUGAGUGUGUGUGCGCGCGUGCAUGGGAGCUCCCUCCAUGACCCCACCCAAGCCAACAACUCUAUUUUUUUCUGUUCGUAUGGUGACUGUUUAUUGCAUUAGAAAUGUUGUUUUUAGGUGGUGACCUGUAUGUGUAUGAAUUUGUAUUAGAUUGUUGAAAAGUCUGUGACAUAAAUGGCAUUUUAAAUGAA